Molecule: messenger RNA, 993 nt
Organism: Glycine soja
Lineage: Eukaryota; Viridiplantae; Streptophyta; Magnoliopsida; Fabales; Fabaceae
Product: rhicadhesin receptor-like
Exons: 2
Coding region: 184-843 (219 amino acids)
Biological process (GO): regulation of root development; plasmodesmata-mediated intercellular transport
Cellular component (GO): cell wall; plasmodesma
Molecular function (GO): manganese ion binding
Source: RefSeq, a predicted model, not a curated record
GACAUUAGAGGCAUGUUGCAUGCGUUUAAUUCACACGCGCACCAUUUAUUCAACAACCUAUGAUAUUAAUCACUUCCUAGUUCCUUCCAACUCAUACAACAAACAAUUUCAGCAUACUUUUCUUGUCUUUCUUUUUGUCCUCUUGUUGGCUUUUGCUCCUUUGAUUCCCAACUUCACCAUAUUAUGAAGCUCACAGGUUUCCUGCAAGCGGUGACUCUAACUGCUUUGGUGUUAUCCAUCUUCACUGCAUCAGAUCCCGAUUCUCUUCAAGACCUCUGUGUCGCAGACCUUGCCUCAGCGGUUAAAGUGAAUGGAUUCACCUGCAAAGAUGCUGGCAAGGUAAAUGCGAGUGAUUUCUUCUCAGACAUACUAGCCAAACCAGGUGCCACAAACAACACGUAUGGCUCCCUAGUGACUGGAGCCAACGUUCAGAAAAUCCCAGGACUCAACACCCUUGGCGUGUCUUUGUCACGCAUUGACUAUGCCCCAGGUGGCAUCAACCCACCUCACACGCACCCACGUGCGACCGAAGUAGUGUUCGUGCUUGAAGGAACACUAGAUGUUGGGUUCAUAACCACAGCCAAUGUGCUCAUUUCAAAGGCCAUCAACAAGGGUGAGAUAUUUGUGUUCCCAAAGGGCUUAGUUCACUUCCAAAAGAACAAUGGAAAGGAACCUGCUUCAGUUAUUGCAGCAUUCAAUAGUCAGUUGCCUGGCACACAGUCCAUUGCUCUAACCUUGUUUGCAGCCACACCACCACUUCCGGAUAAUGUGUUAACCAAGGCUUUCCAGGUGGGUACCAAGGAGGUUCAGAAAAUUAAGUCUAGGCUUGCACCUAAGAAAUAAUAAUUGAUAUUAUCAUGUGGGAUGUGGUUGUAAUGUCUUUCAUGUUUGUUGGGAACUCAUAAAGGAUUUGGAAUCAGAGUAUAAAUGGAGCAUAUUCAUUUAUUUGAUGAUUGGAAUUUGAAAGAUGAUUGCAUGCUUCUUGUUUUGUUA